AUGGCCGAUGAUCAAGUACAGGGAGAAGCACCCGGUGAAUCUGCUGCUGCUCGGCCUCGUCACGCUCUGAUUCAGCCUCAGAGCAUCGGCGUAUUGACCAACGCCUUCACCAGCAUUGGUAGGGGGGUUUUGCAAUUUACGGUCCUUACAGGAGCUGCUAUGAUUAACCUCAUCAUCUACACGUUAUGGGCAGCCAUGAGGCAGUACCAAGUCACCACCUACUGCCCCUUCCUGAUCAACCACGUCCUCAUGUUUUUGUUCUACUUGAUUAUUCAGGCCUACUGUCCCCUGGGAAGCUUCAACGUGACCUUCUUCGGGUGCUUCUUCGCCAUGAUGUUCGCUGUGUUCAUCGUCCAUGACAUACCCCUGUUGAUUGAGCGCCACUCAUACAAUGAACACGUCUUCGCUGCCAUAUCGUUGUUCCCAGACCUCAUCAACCUUCCCGGCUCUUAUUGUCUGGCACCCUGUAAACGACAUUGUUAG
Miscanthus lutarioriparius is the source of this 483-nucleotide messenger RNA. The record is from the annotation of a GenBank genome assembly. Lineage: Eukaryota; Viridiplantae; Streptophyta; Magnoliopsida; Poales; Poaceae.